AUUAAGUCGCAGAAAAUGAUAGCGCCCAAUUUUUCAAUCGGCGUAUAAAACCCAAACCCCCCCACCUUUUACUGCUUUUCCGCAACCUCUCCCACUGCUUUCCCUCUCUGCAACUUUACUUAUCUAUCUCGAUCUACAUAACGCAUCUGCAUCGAAGAAUUCCCAGCUGGGUGCAAAUGAAGGAUGUGCUGCGAGCAACAUGGUUGCGGUUCUGUAAAUUUAUGAAGUUUACUCCCCCUGUUCGUACAUCUUUGAGGGAAAAAGCUAUAGCAGUAGCAGGGAGGGUAACUACAGUUAAGGAUAGAGAAAGUUCAAAGGUUUCUUGUCCCGUAUGUUUGGAUGUAAUGAAGGCAUCAGACAGCGUAGAUCUAAGUAUGACGCUGGCAUUACACCUAAGUCUAUGGCACCCAGACGAUGUUAAGCUGCAGUGGGAUAUUAUGCAGAGGAAAAAGGAAUCAAGUGUUCAUUUUCCGUCUCUAAUUAUUGGAGUCGGUGUGGCUGUUGGAUUUGGAGCUCUCGUGGCUAUUUCAGCCAAAAACCGGACCCAGAAAUUGCAUGUUAAGGUGGGAGGAAGACAAUCUUGAUUGGAGUUUAGAUAGUAAAUCAUGAAAUGUACUUAAUGAAAUUAUAUUUUUCUUCUUUCAUGUAUUUUGUAAUCAAGAUGCUGUUUGGUCAGUAA
Molecule: messenger RNA, 679 nt
Organism: Salvia hispanica
Lineage: Eukaryota; Viridiplantae; Streptophyta; Magnoliopsida; Lamiales; Lamiaceae
Source: RefSeq, a predicted model, not a curated record